CUCGUAGAUCAUAGCAGAAACGGACAACGGCGCGGCGAUUCCUUGCGUGACCACAUAUGACGGCCAGAUGAAUGCAUGUGACAGCAACGAGUCAUUGCUGGGGAUGGUCCAGGACAUGGCCAGCCGACUCAAGCAGAAGCAUAUGGACGUCGAAGCUGUCGGGUGUCUCGAGCAAGGGUUGUGGCUCAAGUGGCGACUGCUGGGGCCACAGCAUGCGGACGUCCAUCGGUCAUUGCAGGAGGUUGUUGCCUUGUACAACCAGCACGCCAUGGAGCAGCUAAGCGCGAACGACGUCGACAGGUGCCUCGAGCUGCUACAAAAAGCAGACCGGUUGGCAUCAUCGGACAAGUUCACAUACACUGAAUCCCUGCGCAUUCUCACGUACAACAACCUCGGCUGUUGCUAUCGACGGCUGAAUAAGUUACCCAAAGCACUCAAGUACCUCGACGCUGCAGCCGCCAUCGGCGCCGAGACCACUCACGUGAAGAACUUGUCCAUUACGUACCUCAACCUGUGUGCGAUCCACUCGCAGAUGGGGCGGCACGACACAGCACUGGAGCAUGCCCAGUCUGCCAUCUUCCACGCCCAAGAGGAGCUCGUCGUGGAGAAAGUGGAGGCAGACGACGACGACGAAACAAAGGAUCUGCUGGACACCCCCACGACGACCGAGGAAAAGAUUGUUGGAUUGGCCAUAGCCUACCACAACAUGGGCGUGGAGCUCGAACACAACGAAAAGGCCGACGCCAGCUUGCAAUGGUAUAAGAAAGCGCUGCAAUUGAUUUUCAAGUACAAAACAUCCAACCCAGAAUUGUGGCACACGUUCAAAGCUACGUUUGACGCGGCAAAACAGAAAUCUCACCGCGCCACGCACGUAUCGCCAACAAAGCCAUCGGCAGCCCACAUCACAACCAGGGCAUCUCGAUCGUCAGUUAGUCACCCGUCGUUUUCAUUCGAACAUUCCCGGAUUGCAACGGGUACCUCCACGAUUACGACUCCAACGCCCCCCGGAAAUCGAAAACCACAUCGACAGCAAGUCCAGCCAAGUACCUCCAAGACAUCGUACGGGGCUGCCCAACAAGUAUACAACAAGCCAUCGAAGCCUCCCAUGACGGCAGCGCGGCCCACGUCCGCUCGCCCCCGAACGGCCGCCCCAAAGGCAACCGCAUCCGCCUUGCACAAUACCGACCAUUCCUCUCGCCUUCCCCUCUCCAUCGCAACCUCUCCGCCAAAACGAACCCCCAUAUCGACUUUGCCGUCGCGAGCCCCCCCCUCCAAACUCUAUCGGACUCGUCCUCCGACAGCCAAACCAGUGGAUCCCCCCAAGAUCGCCCCCACAUUUGCCCAUCUUCGACCCAAAAGCGCCCGGCCAUCGCAACGUCUUCGCCAUGCAGUUCAAGCCUCCCGAAGUCCCGUAAACAACGACGAUGACGACGUGGUCGAAGUGUUUGACGACGACGAAGACGAGGAGGAUGUGUUGCAAGUGUUUGACACAGUACAACGAGUGGACGUCCGACGCCCGAUCAAACCAACCCCACCUGUUCCGUGUACAUUCGAUGCAGUGGCUGUCGUGAAGGAGGACGUUCCAGUAGUAGUCCCCGAACGCGUCUCACACGUGGCCUACUUGAAGCAACUCAAGCAUUCCAUUGAUGCAAAUGUAUCGCCCACGGCAUGUGUGGACAUUACACGCCGCCACAAGCUGGCAAUGGACGUGCAGCGUGUGCGGCGGGUGGCAUCCGUGCGGCUACAAGCGCUGUGCAGAGGCCACUUGGUCCGUCUGCGCUCGGCGGUCGCCCAGAAACAGCGCGAUGCACAACAUGCCAAGGAGCUCGAAGCGGCCCGGCAAUUGCAAGCUCGCCUUCGGGGGGGAGGAGACCGGCAUUUGUGUCUCAUGACCACGCGAAUGGACAUGGAGGUGGCUAGGAUACACGUCACGGCGGCCACGCGAAUGCAAGCGGUGUGGCGGGGGUCUAGAAAGAGAAGACGAAGGUGUACCCAUGAUCAGCCUACAUCUUGGAGCCUAGACUUGGCAUGUAGCCGCACGACAGGGCAAAGUCAGGUGAUGGAUGAUAGAGCUGACAUUGAGUCUACGACGGCUCUUGCUACGACGGGAGACAUCACGACAGACAAAGCUAAAGUAGCGUUGGAACGACGGAGGUUGCUGGAUGCCACUGUGCAAAGAGAGCGGUUACGACAAGAAGCAAGUCGACUAGAGGCAGAGCGGAAGCUAGUGGAAGAGGCCACGAAAGCUGAAACCACGCGGCUUGAGCUUGAAGCGAUCAAACUCGAGGCAGACAAGCGCAAGCUACGCGAACUGGCGGAACACCAGCGUGAAGAAGCAAUAAGGCAAGCACAGGCUAGGCGUCAACUGGAGGAAGCUGCACGGGCAGACGAAUCAGCAAGACAGCGUGAGAUAGAGCUGGAAAUAGCCAAAUUCGAAGCCCUGCGCAAAGAGACGGCACGUUUGGAAGAGGAGAGACUUAGGCAAGCCAAGGCUUAUGCUGAAGCUGAACAACGGCGCUUGGCAGAACUCGCCCGACUUGAGGCAGAAAGAAGAGUGACGCUCGAAGGCGAGAUGAAACGCGAGCAAGAGGAACGAAGACUGGGCGAAGCUACGGCCAAAGCAAAAGCAGAAGCGGACGAGGCUGAACAGCGGCGGCGGCAGCUGGACAAAGUUAUGAAGGCUGAACAAUUGGAAGCACAACGACUGCAGGUGGAGCUAACGGCCAUAGCUGAAGUCGAACGGAUCCGUAAACUUGAAGCACGCACUUUGGAGAUGGAAAGGGAGCGAGGGGAUGACGCGGUCAAGGUCGAAGCAGCAGCAGCAGCACGCCAAGAAGCUGACCGACGACGACAAGAGGAAGUUGCAAACGCCGAGCAAAGAAAGAAAGAAAGUCGGUUAAAUCAAGUCGCUGCUGAACUGAAAGCAGAAAGACUCAGCCAAGAAUUCAAGGCAGAAGUAGUAGUUGGACGGCAAGAAGAUGCGAAAGCCGAAAUGUUGCGGCUCAAUGAAGCGGUGAAGUUACAAGCUGAAAGGCUGCGGAUGGAUGAACUACUAGCCAAAGCUGAAGCCGACCAAGUCCGGUUGAACAAACUAGCUAACGAAGAAAUAUGGCAUCAAGACGCCACCAUCAUCAACGAAGCGUCACGGCAAAAAACAAUCGAGUUGGACAAGGUAGCCAAAGCGGAAACCGACAGGAUACGACAAGCUGCUAAAGUGGAACCUGAACGACUGGAACGAGAGGCAGAGAGGUGUCGGGUAGACGAGAUUGCUCGGCAUGCUGAACAAGCGUUGUGUGCAGUUCAAACCAGGGCGUUGGCCGCUGGGGUGAUACAAGGGGUGUACAAGGGAGCUGCGGUGCGAACGUCUGCGAUGGUGCAAUUCGCACGAAAACUGUGUCGCAGCUACAUUGUUCAACUUCACGUGAACACGGAAUUGAACCAUGCGCUAGCGAUCGAGUCUUGUGUGAUCGAAAGCGCCGUGCUCAUCCAGAAGCGUGUGCGCGGCAUGCUCUGUCGCAUUCAGCUUGACGCUGCAAAGGAGAGUAAAACUCUAUCAACUUCGUCAUCACCCCAUUUUGCACCACCGGACGCUACGACUGGGGGCUCGACGAAAUCACUGUCACACAGCUACGGUGAAUCGACGUUUUCUAGCCAGUCAUCCGACACACCACCACUUGACAAGCACCCCGUUGUAGCCAGCCUGGCAUCAACGGGUGACAGAUCGUUCCCAUCACCUACAAAGCCAUCGAGUUCCAUCAACCCGGUAGAUGACGCCGUGCGAAGCCAUGUCGAGUUCCUAGCUGCCACCGCCAUUCAAAGCAUCGUCCGUGGCCACCAGAGCCGACUGCUCGCCCUCGCCAGCCAUGCUGGCUUUGACGCUGCCGCCAGAAGGAUCCAACGGAUAGUUCGGUGGAAAACACAAGCAGUUCAAGCGAAAGCCAAACGAGGGCAGUUGAAAGAGUUGCUGCGAGCGGAGAACGUUGCUCGACAGGCACAAGCAACGACCGUAGCAACUCAAACACGACAAGUGCGAGAAUUGGCCGCUGGCGUCAUUCAAGGCGUGUACAAGGGAGCUGCGGUACGAACGUCUGAGAUGACGCAAUUCGCACGCAAACUGUGUCGCAGCUACAUCGUCCAACUUCACGUGAACACGGAAUUGAACCACGCGCUAGCGAUCGAGUCUUGUGUGAUCGAAAGCGCCAUGCUCAUCCAGAAGCAUGUGCGCGGCAUGCUCUGUCGCAUUCAGCUUGACGCUGCAAACGAGAGUAAAACUCCACCAACUUCGACACUUCGCCUUUCACCACCACACACCCUACUUUCAGUGGCGGACAAGUCCACCACUCGCUCAACUCCAUCAAGUUCCAUCGAUCUGCCAGGCGGCGCCAUGCGAAGACAUGUCGAGUCCCUAGCUGCCACCGCCAUACAAAGCAUCGUCCGUGGCCGUCAGAGUCGACUGCUCGCCCUCGCCACUCGUGCUGGCUUUGACGCUGCCGCCAGAAGGAUCCAACGGAUAGUCUUGUUGCACCAGUUGCGGAAUCGAAUAGCAGCCGGUCGUUGUGUGUCGAGCGCGAGCGCGAUGGCCGAGGGCAGGGACCUGUUGUGGGCUACUACUACUGACCAUCCACAGAGUUUGAAUCAGGCCAGCACAACCAGCCACGACAUCGCCGUCCAUCAUGUGGCUGCGUCUGUGAUUCAAGCGGCAGUGGUGAAAGCGUCGCAUCGUCGUCGGCAAGAUGACAACCUCGAACUCGACACGGCUAACCGACUGGCACGGGCGUGCUUAGAUGCUGGCAAGUGUCGUUCUGUGGAUUCCUACGAACAAACGAUAGCCAGUCGACUCGGUCAAGCCGCCUGCUUUGUACCCAUGGAAAUGAAAUCAAUGGACCAAGAUGACGAUCUGAAUAUGGCCCAGCGACUGGCACAUGCGUGUGUGACACUGUUGGCGGGCAAGCACGUACGAAUCUCUGUGCCAAUCAAACAAAGCAGCCAAAACGCGUUGGUCGACACGACUGUGCACACCGUCGCAGCUACUUUUAUUCAAGCAGCUGUCAAGGGAUUCCUAGUUCGACUACAUCAACCACGUGCUGCUUUAGAUAGCUCAAGACACAUCUCAUCAACCAACGAGGCCGUCGUUGCGCCCGACCUUUUGAUCUGCGCCAUAGACUACUCCGAUGACAUCGCCGCCGUCCGCCCCUUGGACGAGCCCGGGGGUGUUGGUGACUUCAACAACGUAUCAAAUGCCAGGAUAGAUGACGUCCUGCCAGAGGCGUCGCCCGUGUCGUCAUCGUCGUCGGGGCGGCUGCUGCAUCAGUACAGCCAAAGCUCGUUUAUAUGUGACACGAAACCUGCGAGCUCCACCAGCCCAUCGGUGCACAGUGACAGCAGCCAUCCAUUGCUUCCGGCGGCCAUAUCCCACACAUCGCUUCUCUCAUCCCAUGCCAGCCAAGCGUCGUUUUACUCCGACCACGAUGGACCAAUGGAGGACGCCUUGACGCCACUCCUUCACACACAGUUCCGAGCUUUCGUGCAGACCGCGUCGCCACCUCCGACAAACGACCUGGAUGUCCAGGACAUGCUGGCGCUCGGCCUCUCGUUCGAGUCGUUCAUGGAAGCGUUCGAGAGCGCGUAUGACGACAUCGGCGUCGCGGCGGCCGCGGAUGCGCUGCGGGUCCUCGCGCAUGAAGAUGGCAAGUGGAAGACCAAGGCGGCAUUGCACCAAGUGGCGACUCUGAUGCAAGCCAAGGCGUGCGAUCCAGACAUUUGGACAGAAGAAGUGAACGCGUGCUGUAUGUGGCUACUGAAGGAACUCCUCGCCAACUAGUUCAACUGUGAUUGUGCCCUUAAUUUAUACCCUCCCUCGGGGCAGCCAUUGUGUGUGAUAAAGCGAGGAAAGUGAAGCGAAGGCACUCGCAAUAAUCUCUGGCGGGUAACAACGAUGAAACGUCCAAUAUGAGGUGGCCACCAAACUACCCAAGUGCUAAAUGCUUGGUUCUGGCAAAUAAAAUAUGCGAUGACGUUGACUGCUUUUAAAAACUACAACUACUCUCAACGGACCAGGAGUAGUACAAUGACCA
Aphanomyces astaci is the source of this 6074-nucleotide messenger RNA. RefSeq lists its product as hypothetical. NCBI's taxonomy places the organism in Eukaryota, Oomycota, Saprolegniomycetes, Saprolegniales, Verrucalvaceae. Gene Ontology annotation, molecular function: protein binding. The coding region runs from base 68 to 5821 and encodes 1917 amino acids. Gene Ontology annotation, cellular component: microtubule cytoskeleton. The transcript has 17 exons. Gene Ontology annotation, biological process: microtubule cytoskeleton organization. The record is from RefSeq and is a predicted model, not a curated record.